This is a messenger RNA of Trichomonas vaginalis G3, 1866 nucleotides long. RefSeq lists its product as uncharacterized. The transcript has a single exon. The record is from RefSeq and is a predicted model, not a curated record. NCBI's taxonomy places the organism in Eukaryota, Parabasalia, Trichomonadida, Trichomonadidae. The coding region runs from base 1 to 1866 and encodes 621 amino acids.
AUGUUGGAAUUUCACCCCACAUUUCCGCGCCAAGGAGUGCGUGGGGAAAAAGGUUCCCGCGUCCGAAUUGUUGGUCAGUCAGAGAGUAGCUCACUUCUAUUCUCAGUUAAUACAUUAAGCCAUACAAUUGUAGAGCAAGUGAAUACUGAUGGCUCAUCAUUAACAGUUAUAUCAUUUAAAGGGUACAUUGAUAUUGUAUCUGCUGCACUAUCUCAUGAUAAAGAGUUAAUACAGAUAACAGAAAGAAUCCCAGUUGAACAAAGAUUCGUUUUUUCAUCGUAUAUUGUAGAUAUUCAGACCAUGGCCAGAUCAUCACCUAUACAGUCAAAUGAUCCGAUCACUGCCUUCUUUAUACUUCAAAAACAGAACAACGCUUAUCAAUUACUUCAUAUUAUUGGGAAUAACAUAGCUCAUCUUACGAUUACUGUCAACAAAAGCGAAAUUAAAUUCCAAAGGGUACGUGGUGGAGUCAAUAUCUACUCAGUUAUCUGGUGGAAAUUUGAUAUUCGCAACUUAUUACUGUCCGUAGUACAUAGAUAUGAUAAUGCAAUGGUAUUAUCAGAGUUCCAGUUCACUAAAGGACGCGUCAGUACUCUCCCAAUUCUUCCAUUUACAUUACUUGAAGAACAAAAGUUGUCUCCUGACUUUUCCUAUUCGCCAUUGUCACUAUCUCAUCUUCCAUACUACGAAUUUACAGAUAGAAGAGUCUUUUUGUCGCAUUAUAAAUCAAAAAUUCUCUUAAUUCAACAAGUUAUUCCGACAUCACCAGGAAAGAUUGGAUUUUUCAUAUCAGUUUACCCAACAAACUUCAAUGAUUACAUAAUGAUCGAUGCUCCUAAUACAGAAAUACCAAUUGCCUUCUACCAUUGCGGAGAAUGCGCAAUUGUAUUUUCUCCACACUAUUUCUCAUGUUUCAUCAACUUUACAAGGGGCAAACCAUCAACACAUUUGUUUGUCGAACACCCUGAUGACCAAAUAAUGAGCCAGAACUGUCAAACAAUUAAGAAUUCAAAUUUAUUAAUUGAUAUGGACAACGGAAAUAUUUUUGAAGUUGUUCCUGUGAUCGACAGAUUGAUCCUGAACAUGGCAAGCUCAGAAACCAAAAACUUCAAAGAUAUGGCUCUAUUCGCUCAAAGAUCUGGUUCAAAACAAUCGUUGGUGUCACUUUUUGCAAGUUUACAAUUUAAUUGGGACAAAAAGUUAGCUCUUGACACGUUAAGUCACUUUAUAGAGUACUCCAUGCAUUCUAUUAAGCAUGACAAUAUACAAUUCCAGUCAGCUCCGAUGUUUGUUCCUCAUCAUGCUCCGAUACAGACGAUGACGAACAAAGAGAUACUCCAAUCGCUGGAUAUCAAGACAUUUCUUAAGAGUCAAAAAGCAAUUGAUAAGAUAUCCCCAUUACUUAAUGAUAUUGAAUCAAAUUUCCCUUCUGCAGUGAAAAAGCCAACGAGAAGACAGAUUUUCUUUUUGUUGGCACAAUCAACAAUCCAAAGGAAAUCGAAACAGACCGAUGAAGCAGCUCUUAUCGCAAUUAGAAAAAUGGAAAAGCAAAAUGCUAUAGUAACAACGAUCAGAAUUGCUUUCAAUGAAUGGAAAGAGAUGCAUAAGCCAUCUCUUGCUAUUUAUUAUUGUAUAAUUCGUAUAUUACAACACCUUACAAUCGUAAAUUUGUGGCCAUCCAUUGUUGGAAUUGACACUGAGAUCGCUGAACUGUAUAAUAAUGACGAAGUCCAUGAUGCUGCCUUACACAUGGACUUCGUUCUCAAUGAAGGAAAGAAGAAAGUGACAGAUUUACCUGAAGACGCAACAAUAAGUCAGGAACUGAUGUCAAUUGAUGACCAGACAAUUGGAACUUAUGAUUUGUAA